Messenger RNA from Schistosoma turkestanicum, 1283 nucleotides. Lineage: Eukaryota; Metazoa; Platyhelminthes; Trematoda; Strigeidida; Schistosomatidae. The record is from the annotation of a GenBank genome assembly.
UUUUUCAUUUUGUUGAUCCAAUAUUGAAGUGACUAUAUAAGAUCAUUUACACCUGUUAACAAAUGUAAAUCUGCUCACUUAAUUGCUAUUGUAUAUUUAUUCAAUGGUGAACAUAUUAUUUUUAACUUUAUCAAAUAUAUUUAUCUUUAACUUUGCACAAAGUCAAAGAAAUUUACUCAGUGAAAUAGUUAAAUCAAGAUGUAUUCAGUGGACGAUUGAACAUAGAGCUUACGAUAUUAGUUGUAAUGAAGUCUGGAAUUCGUUUGAGAGUAUUUUACUUUCUCCUGCUGCUCAAUCAGAAUGUGUUAUGAAAUCAGAGUUAUACGAUGAUUUUGUUAGACAUUUAUUUGAACUGGAACAGCAAAAUCAGCAACAAAAUUUAACACAAAGUGAACGAUACUUCCAUUCUCAAGUGUUGAAAGUCAUUCGAGGGAUAUGUAAACGUCUUGGAGUAUGUCGCUCUCUAGAAACCACAUUUGCAGGAUAUCUAUUUGAUGAUUUGGAUUGGUGUGAUGGUAGUUUAACAGGCAACACAAAAUACGGGACUGCAUGCGGAUGCAAUUCUAGCAGUAGUGUUGUUUAUGCGUUCUGGAAAAGUGCUUCAGCUGAGUAUGCCAGAAGAGCAUCUGGUAACAUCUCUCUUGUACUGAAUGGAUCGGCCAAGGCUCCAUUUGAUGAAAAUAGAACUUUCGGGAAAAUUGAACUACCGCAGUUAAAAUUUCCUCGAGUAAAUCAAAUAACUGUGAAGUUAAUUUAUAAUUUAGACGAUACAGGUUACCGACAAAGAUGUGAUUCAUGGAGUCUGCAGGAACUUGCGAAGAAGCUGAACUCAGCAAAUAUUCCUUUUCUUUGCAUUGAUGAUCCCUUAGAGUUCAGACAUUAUCACUGCAUCGAAAAUCCUUACAAACAACGAUGUCAGUUUUCAGCUUCUUCGAAUUUAAACAUCUUCAAACUUCCGCUCAUACUUUUUUCCCUACUCGUUUUUUUAAUUUCAUAUAUCCUCAUGUAUUGAAAGAAUACUAUAGAACUAUAAUUUAAACAACGAAAGUGACCCAUCGUACUAUCAAAUAGGAAACAAUGACAAUUCCAUGACAGAAAUAUUCUUUCCCAUGAUACAUUUUACUGAUGCUGCACUUCUGCAUUUAUCUUUAUCUAGUAAAUAUACUUGUUCAUUGAAAAUUUGGAAUCAAGAGAUAUCUGUGGUGUUUGAAUGAACUAGUGACUUCUUGGUUAUGAAAAUGCCUGAUUUCGAAUUCUAAAUACAGUACAUUCUUUCGUGCUUA